GCAAGGAAAAAACCUGCAGAGGGCGGAGCGGCGCCUUUAAAUGUCCGAGGCCCCGCCUCUCGCCCCCCCCCCCCUUCCGCUGAAUAGGCUGCGUUCUUUUGGAACGCACCGCAGAACGGGGUUCUGGUGACUGUGGCUGCGUUCGCUCCUCAGUCCUUUCGUUUACCCACCGCCGUCCCCGGCAGAUCCACCCCUCCUGUGCCAGGAACGCGCUGCCACUGGCACCAUGCCCUACCCAUACCCAGCACUGACCCCGGAGCAGAAGAAGGAGCUGGCUGACAUCGCUCAUAGAAUUGUGGCUCCGGGCAAGGGCAUCCUGGCUGCAGAUGAGUCCACCGGAAGCAUUGCCAAGCGGCUGCAGUCCAUUGGCACUGAGAACACCGAAGAGAACAGGCGCUUCUACCGCCAGCUGCUGCUGACUGCUGAUGACCGUGUGAACCCCUGCAUUGGGGGGGUGAUCCUCUUCCACGAAACACUCUACCAGAAGGCCGAUGAUGGACGUCCCUUCCCCCAAGUGAUCAAGUCCAAGGGCGGUGUUGUGGGCAUUAAGGUAGAUAAAGGCGUGGUGCCUCUGGCAGGAACCAAUGGCGAGACUACCACCCAAGGGCUGGAUGGGCUGUCUGAACGCUGUGCCCAAUAUAAGAAGGAUGGAGCUGACUUUGCUAAAUGGCGUUGUGUGCUAAAGAUUGGGGAACAUACUCCCUCAGCCCUUGCCAUCAUGGAAAAUGCCAAUGUUCUGGCCCGUUAUGCCAGCAUCUGCCAGCAGAAUGGCAUCGUGCCCAUUGUGGAGCCGGAAAUCCUCCCUGAUGGGGACCAUGACUUAAAGCGCUGUCAGUAUGUGACUGAGAAGGUACUGGCUGCUGUCUACAAGGCUCUGAGUGACCACCAUGUCUAUCUGGAAGGCACAUUGCUGAAGCCCAACAUGGUCACCCCAGGCCAUGCCUGUACCCAGAAAUUUUCCAAUGAGGAGAUUGCCAUGGCAACUGUCACAGCGCUCCGUCGCACAGUGCCCCCUGCUGUCCCUGGGGUCACUUUCCUGUCUGGAGGGCAGAGUGAGGAAGAGGCGUCCAUCAACCUCAAUGCUAUCAACAAGUGCCCACUGCUGAAGCCAUGGGCCUUGACUUUCUCUUAUGGCCGAGCCCUGCAGGCCUCUGCUCUGAAGGCCUGGGGUGGGAAAAAGGAGAACCUGAAGGCUGCCCAGGAGGAGUACAUCAAGCGAGCCCUGGCCAACAGCCUCGCUUGUCAAGGAAAGUAUACCCCAAGUGGUCAGUCUGGAGCCGCAGCCAGUGAAUCUCUCUUCAUCUCUAACCAUGCCUACUAAGCAGAGGUGACCUAAGGCUGCCCCGUGGACACUCCAGCCCCCCGCCUACCCACUUGCUAUUGAAGAGGGGGCUUCCAGCGCUUUCCAUCAUCACUCUUAUGCUGCCCUCGUGACUGGUGUGUGGUGUUGUCUGUGAACGCUAAUUCUGCCAUCCCUUCCAGCCCACUGCCAAUAAACAACUAUUUAAGGGGGA
This is a messenger RNA of Onychomys torridus (southern grasshopper mouse), 1514 nucleotides long. RefSeq names its product aldolase, fructose-bisphosphate A (gene Aldoa). Gene Ontology annotation, molecular function: fructose-bisphosphate aldolase activity. The transcript has 9 exons. Bases 227 to 1321 code for a protein of 364 amino acids. Gene Ontology annotation, biological process: fructose 1,6-bisphosphate metabolic process; glycolytic process. Gene Ontology annotation, cellular component: cytosol. Lineage: Eukaryota; Metazoa; Chordata; Mammalia; Rodentia; Cricetidae. The record is from RefSeq and is a predicted model, not a curated record.